AUGCUGAGACCGGAGCUUGUCGCCAUUGCCCUUGCCUUCUGCGUCUCUGGGCGCCCGGAUUGCAGCCCAGGCACCUGUCAAACCCUUCAGCCCUACUUCAACUGUGAGUUUGACAAGUGGGGCACAGCAGGAGGCGGAAAUACAAUUGCAACAGCGAAGUGCGGCGACGCUGCUGCAGGAGACAUUGUAGUGAGAACAAGCUUUCAACUUCCAUCCUAUGUCGACAAUGGAAGCGAGUCACUUUUCUUCAACCGAAUGGAGGCUUUAACAAGCUUGACAAGCCUGAGAUAUUCAAAUGCUGAGGAAGGUUUUGUACUCCACGCCUUGCUUUUUGGAUUAGCUGGUGAUAAUCGGGACCUCAGACGGUGGAUCCGAAAGGAAGAGAUUCUGCUUGAACACCGUUGGCGCGAGCACUCAGUUUGGAAGACGCGACUUGUCUUUGAAGUUGCGUCGCCUGCAGCAGAAUGCCAAUUCUGCAUGCAUAUGUCCGUGCCACUGUAUCAACUGAGUCAAGACGGACGAGAUCAUCACCAACUCGAAAAACCUGAUGAAUUCAUCAUGCAGGUCUCAAUCAUGCAACAGGUUGUAGCAAUGGAGCUUAGCACUCUCCCACUGCAAGACCUCCUCCAAUUCUUCGUUGGCUAUGUACAAGACCUCACUGCUCUGGCAUAUGCAAAUAUUUGGCACGAUUGCCACAUCGGCAACGUGCUGAUGCAGCAGCCGGAAGGACAAGAUGUCACGUUCUACUGGCACGAUUUUGCAGGUUCUUCCUUUGGGAAUUCCAAGCCAAGAGCAGAGGUGCUGAAGGAGUUCAUCAGGAAGAUGAGCGAAACCAUCCAGUUCACCGCAGAAAGACUUCAUGCCCUCGAUCCGACGCUGUCGAUUCCGAGCCUGUCCGUGGAUAUCUUCUCCCCGGGCAUCAACGCGGAGAUCUUAAAGGGGCAUCUUCGUGAGUUCAAUGCAGAUGUGCAAAGACAUGUGCUCGGUUGGAGCGGAGAUUUAAGACUUCGCCAGGCAGUUCUUCGCUCACUGGGCAAGGUACUUUCUCCUGGACGUUAUGAGGAAUUGCAGCUGGAGCUGCUAAAAGGCAGUUCCGCUGCCAAGAGCAAAACUGUUUGGGUGCGGCAGCUCGGGAAGGACGGUGAGAAGUUCGCACAGAUUGGCAACCCGUUCAAAGUCACCGGAGGGCUGGCAGACGUGGAUGACCUUAAGAAAGCCAUUAAGACCGAAAAUCCAGCCACAGUCCAAUGCGAUGCCUUUCAAAUUUACAUUUUUAGCCAACAGGAUGGAAGUUGGAUUAGGGAAGAUGAAGAAGCGCCAGUGAAUCGUGGCACGUCCAAGUCAGACUGCUAUGGUUUCACGAUACCAGCGUGA
Molecule: messenger RNA, 1374 nt
Organism: Durusdinium trenchii
Lineage: Eukaryota; Dinophyceae; Suessiales; Symbiodiniaceae
Source: the annotation of a GenBank genome assembly